Maylandia zebra (zebra mbuna) is the source of this 764-nucleotide messenger RNA. The record is from RefSeq and is a predicted model, not a curated record. Lineage: Eukaryota; Metazoa; Chordata; Actinopteri; Cichliformes; Cichlidae.
UCCGCAGUACGAGAACAAAAGCAAACGACUCACUGCAGAGACACGUCGGGAACCAGACUAUAUUUUUGACAGAUUUCUAUUUUCUGGAGAGCAUGGAGGUGACAAAGACAAGGAGAAUUGUCCUGCUGGGAAAAACUGGAACUGGGAAAAGCAGUCUGGCUAAUACCAUAUUUGGCGAGACCAGAUUGAAGAUUAAUCAUUUUAAUGACUCAAACGCAUGUUUGUCUCAGAGUGAGACCAAGACUGUUGAUGGAAGAAGCCUAACUUUAAUCGACACUCCUGGUUUCUUUGACCCAAGCAGGUCUGAGAAGUUGGAGCAUGAGAUGUUGAGCUGUAUUACAGAGUGUGCUCCGGGUCCUCAUGCUUUUCUCAUUGUGCUCAAAGCAGAGAAAUUCACAGAGCACGAAAAGGCUGUCAUCGCACAAUUAUGUGAAUAUUUCUCUGAAGAUGUUCUUAAAUACGCUGCAGUGGUUUUUACUCAUGGUGACCAGCUCCCUGAAGGAAUGAAGAUCAAGGAUUUUGUUAAUGAAAGUGAAGCUCUGAGUGAUCUGGUGAGGAAGUGUGGGAGUCGGUGCCACGUCAUUGACAAUAAAUACUGGAAGAACAACCAGGAAGAUGAAUAUAGAAGCAACAAGUUCCAGGUGGCAGAGCUGCUCAAUAGCAUAGAAGAUAUAGUGACAGAAAACAAUGGAGGAUACUACACUAAUGAAAUGCUCCAAACACUGGAGACAGAAAUACAAAAAGAGGAAAAUCGGCUUUGUUGA